CCGAUCUUGAUCGCCGAGAUGACGAUGGCUUAUGGUUAUUGUGGCCAUGCACCGAUCCUCACAAGGCAGAUAUCGAUCGUGGAUUCGUGGGUCUCGUCUGCGGGCGUGCACAUCCCGUCCACUCUUCAGGCCAUCGGGGCCAGAAUCUCUAGAGAAACUGCAAAAGUCAUCACAAUGAAUACGUGAUAGGGCUUCUUAUUAGCUCAAACUUCCGAGAGCCGCCGAACAUGAUCCAAAUAUCUCAGGGAGCAACUGCAGCAAACAGCCUCACAGGCUCACAGGCUCAUAGGCCCAUGGCCACAUGCCACCACCGGAAACAAAACCAACACACGCAAUAUGUAUGGACAUUCUGCGAAUUCUUCACAACUUCACAAGUAUCCUCAAAAAAGAUGCUCCCAGGUUCUGGACCAGCCCCCAAAAACCUCCCCCACUUCUCGUUCCCUUUUUCGUAUCUAGGGCCAACAUCGCGACUUGAUCAUUGGAGAGCCGCGCGAGCACGGUCGUGGCGGCCCCGCACGCGAUCAUCGCGGACGACCCAGGCCAUUGCGGCAAGAUGGGCUGGAGAUCCUAAUAAGACGGGUCUCGGGUUGGCUGUUUUCACGGCAGCCUCAGGGUCCGAGACAGUAACGCUCGUACUAAAAGUUUCCCUUGUCCUCGUCGUCCAGGCUGUGUUGCCGGGACGGACAAUACAAAUACAUAGUAUAUUGCGGCGCAGGAAGAGGAGCAAAUGGGGUGGAUGAUGGUUGAAUGUUGAUGAUUGUGGAUCGUGCAUGAAGGCACCCGUGAUUCCCUACCGCAUCCAACAAAUUCUGAGCCCUGCUCAGGAUCCCAAAACUUGGGAAACGAAU
Amorphotheca resinae ATCC 22711 is the source of this 848-nucleotide messenger RNA. RefSeq lists its product as hypothetical. The record is from RefSeq and is a predicted model, not a curated record. Bases 228 to 740 code for a protein of 170 amino acids. The transcript has a single exon. Lineage: Eukaryota; Fungi; Ascomycota; Leotiomycetes; Helotiales; Amorphothecaceae.